GUCCCCAUUUCGCCAGAUGCUCAUAACGGAAUCCGUUAUACAUUGAAAAGUUUAACAGUUUAAACUUUUUUUUUUUUUUUAUAUCACCACUUUCGACUCAGUUGUAACGUUUAAGCUUACUAACAACUCUUCGUGUACACUUUACGAGUCGGACGUACUGUCUCUUUAAGAGGGGCUUGACCACCGACCUCCUGUCUGUCAGACAGUAUUUCCCAAUACAUUACUUCUCUUCUCUUCUGUCUGUGUCUCUGUUCUCUCUGCGCUUACUUUAUUCGUAACUGUUUAUUUAUUGAUUUCUUUACUUCGAAUCUUGAAGAACCUUAAAGAUGGCAGAGACAGGGAAAGGGGUCAACGCCGGGAAACUGGCGAGUAACAUGCAGAAGAGAAUAACGCGAGCACAAGAGAAGGUGAUGCAGAAGUUGGGUAAAGCUGAUGAAACGAAAGACACCGCCUUUGAGGAGGGAGUGGCAAACUUCAACAAGCAACUGGCUGAGGGCACCAAACUGCAGAAAGACUUGAAGGCGUAUUUUGCGGCAGCCAAAACCAUGCACGAGUGUUCAAAGCAUCUGCACGACUGUCUGGCAGACAUGUACGACCCUGAGUGGUUUGGCAAAGAGGAGGUGGACUCCAUCGCAGAGGAGAUGAUAGAAAGAGAAAUGGAUAAUAAUCUGGAGGACACUGACCUCCUGUGGCAGGAUUUUCAUGAGAAGCUUAUGGACAAUGCCCUCAUUUCUAUGGAUACAUACUUGGCUCAGUUUCCCGACAUAAAGACUCGCAUUGCUAAACGUGACAGGAAGCUGGUAGACUUUGACAGUGCCAGGCAUCACUUUGCGUCUAUACAAAAAGGCAAGAAAAAGGACGAGGCCAAAAUUGCCAAGCCAUUGGCUCUGGUGGAGAAGGCUGCUCCUGUUUGGGCUCAGGGAAUAAUCUCAGCCCAUCAAAUCGCUCAAACUAACCUCUCAAGAAACCAGGCUGAGGAAGAGUUGGGAAAAGCUCAAAAGGUAUUUGAGGAGAUUAAUUACGAUCUCCUGGAGGAACUUCCAACUCUGUGGAACAGUCGUGUUGGCUUCUACGUUAACACAUUCCAGAGUGUUGCAGGCCUAGAGGAAAAAUUUCACAGGGAGAUGGGCAAGCUGAACCAGAAUCUGUGUGAUAUUAUGACCAAACUGGAUGAGCAGCGUCUAGGCAAAAAAGGUGUGAAGACAGCCAGCACUGGGAAGAGUGAAGAAGCAGCCAACCACAAUCUUUUAGAGUCUGGGCCUGACAUCCCUAAAUCACCAUCAAAGUCCAGAGAAGGACCGCCAGUCCCACGGCCCCCCAGGCCCGCUUCAUCUCAGGAGGUGAAACAGGACAACAUCAUUAACCUGUUUGAGGAUGCACUGGUGCCUGACAUUAACCUUACAACCCCCUCACAGGGGUUUUCAUGGGAUUCAGGCGAGAUGACCCCCUCCAUCUUGCCCCAGCCUGAGCAAACCGCAGCUGCAGACCCAUCUCAACAGUGGGAAUCAGACGACGAAGCGCCUGCGCAGAAUUAUGGGCAGUCGGAUGAGCCUACAAACUUGGAUGAUGAGGUCACACCUGCUGUGCAGCCGUAUGAACCACCCAGCUGGGAUGAGCAGGAGAGUGCUUCUGCACAGCCUGGCUGGGACUAUGAAACCGCUGAGCCUGCAGAGUCUGAGUCUGCGCAGCCAAACUGGCAAGAUGGUCGUGUGGAGUGCUGGGGCGAGGAUGGGUCCCAGGUAGGGAAAGAGCAGGAUUCAGAUGCAAACUGGGGCAGUGGCACCACCCAGACUUUGGAGGCAUGGUCUGAGCAGCCUCAGUGGGAGGAGCUUCAAAGUAAUGGAGCUGAAACGGUGACAAAUGGCUCAUCAGAAGCAGAGCUCCCUCCCUCUGUACUGUUUAAGGUGAAAGCAAUGCAUGACUAUGAAGCAACGGACAAUGAUGAACUUGGUCUGAAGGCCGAUGACAUUGUGCUUGUUAUUCCCUUUGACAAUCCAGAUGAACAGGAUGAAGGCUGGUUACUGGGUGUAAAAGAGUCACACUGGCUUCAGAAUAAAAACCUCCUAGCUAAAGGGGUCUUCCCUGAAAACUUCACCCAGAGACUGUGAGCAGAACAGCCCUCUCAGAAUCACCCCAUUUUCUCACCAUUCUACUGUGAUAAAAUGUUUUAUAAAACAUCUUCAAAAAUAAGGGCUUCUCACACAAAGCAAACCAGCUCUGUUCUACUUUGGUCCCUUUGGAAGAAUUGCUGCAAAAAUACUUUAUAAAGGUCAUUAGGUCGCAUUUAGAGAACAUCUCAUUUUACACAACAUUUUUAAAGUGAUGUAGAUGCAAAAAAAUAAUUUCCAGGUAGGGAUGCAAAAUUUAUCAUUCUUUAUAUUUUUGGGCCAUUUUGGGGAGUUUGUUUAGUACCAGUGUUGCAUAGAUACUUUGUCAGUAACUGAUUAUGACACAUAUCAGUUAAUGUUCAUCAAUUACCCUUUUGCUUAAAGUCAACAUGAAAUAAAAAUUUACCCUAUAUUUACUUUCAUAAUGCACGUUUGUGGUCUUAUUGUGCUCGAAUCAUCGGUGCACAUUAUUGCAAAAAAAGAAAAUCAUAAUCUUUUAGCAAAAAAGAAACGCACUGCUUUCUUUUCUGUUCCGCUAAUGUCAUAAAUCUCUCUUAACCUUUUCCUUCCUACAACCUUGCUUCAUUCUUGUAUGUAACACUCACUAUCUAAUCAAGUCCUUCAUGUAAUUUUAUAUUGACUUUUAAAACCUAAAAAAAACACCCCUUUUCCUGUUUUUUUCUUUCUUUUUUUUCCUCCUCUUUCAGAAUUUGUCUUUUCACCCUAUCCUCACUUUUAAAAUGAAUGUCAAACACUUUGUUCCCCAGCAUUACGGGCAAUCUUAAAAUGUGAAGGGCUGUUCUCCAACCUGUUUUUUCCGUGACAUUUCACACAUUAAUAAUUUAAUGAUAUUUGUUCUUUAUUUGUUUUGUUAUUGAUGUCUUCAGGUAUAAGACACCAAAGAUUCGAAAAUAAAUUGUAUGCUAUGGGACAAACCACUGUGGGUAGACUGUAAGAGCUACAGUUUGCUUGAAACACUUUUUGCAAUGUACUGUAAAACAAGAGCAUUUCAAUAUUUUGUCAUGGAUGUUUUAUAGAUGUUUUAGAUUGGUGCGUAAAUGUUUUACUCUUAUUUAAAGGAGAAGACCAGACAAAUCGUAUUACCGUAAUCUUCCUAAUAACUGUCAUAUUUUAAAAUAAAACAAUCUGUCAAAAAUAGAUUAACUUUAGCAAAUGAUGGAAUUUUUUGAGAAAAAUAGAAUUGGCCUUUUGAAAAUGUAUUCUGUGAUGCACUUAUGGCAACAAAGUAUUUGGUUAUACUCUCUGUUGAUGUUAUCUGAUUGAAAAUAUGUGGAGGAUCUGCUUUGCCAAACUAGUACAGAAUCUCCCAUUUUGAUAAGAUCUUGUUUUCCACCAAAACUUUUGCUGCUAAUUUGUGAACUAAGUUACUUACAUUGUCAGUUCUGACAUUGUCAGUAUAUACCAUGUAAAUCUGGAAUAUAUAUAUAUCCUCCUCUUUCCUAUACCUGUUUACAUACCAGAGCAAUCUUUUUGUCUUGUUUUACCUCAAAGCUCUGUUUGAAUCAGGUUUGAAUAUUGAAUUGAAAUCAGGCAUUUGAAAGGAACAGUCAGCUGCAGGAUGUGUCUAUUCAUUGUUCUUUCUCACAAAAACAUGUGAAUGUCCUUCAAUUCUCUGAAUGUCUAAAUGAUAAAGGCUCAAAGAUUGGGAAAGGGAAUGAGUUGAAUAGAAGAUUUGUUUUCUGUUAAUGGCCGAUUGUAGACAUAGAUUACGCAUUUUUUUACACUAAGUAAUAUUCAUUAGACAAUCACUGACUAUCCAGAUCUAUCCAACCCUAACUCUUCUGACUAGUAAAAAUACAAUUAUAUUUAAUUUCUCUUUAAGAUCCACCCAUCAAAUUCAUGAAAGAUUAAAGGGCUUUAUUUAUCUCAGAACAUACCAUUUGACAAUCUUUGAAAAUUCAGAUGUACCAUGUAUAAGUGUUUUUUCCAAAUUUAAAAAUUGUGUCCUGGGGUGUUUUAGUAGUUUAGGAUGUAUCUCUGUGAGAAACUGAAACCUGUCUGAGAGACUUUAAGAAGCAUAUUCAAAUUAAAAUCAACCUGAACAUAAAAUCUAGCAUCCUCUUGUUCAUUUCAUGUCAUCUGUGUAGUUCAAAAGGAUCCAUUUAACACAUCUUAAGGGCCCUAAAUCUAAACUCAUUGAUUUCUUAAUAAUUCUAAUGUGAUUUAAAUGAUGGCUCAAAAGGCUUGGUUGAAAGCACAGCACUUUCGGAACAAUCUUAUACCUUGUCCAAGAAAAUGUUAAGCCUAUUGGCUGUAGAAAGUAGAAGACCAAAAUCAAAAGCUACUAAAAGAUUGAACAAACCUCCUAGAUUCCUAUUUGUUUGCAUAUUAAAUGUGCAUUUAUUGUUAUGGUAACUGUGUGGAAACAGAUGAGAAAUGUUUGUUCCUGGGCUCCAUGGCCACCUAGCCUGUUAACAAUAACAUAGUUUAAGGGUACAAUUAUGGCAUAGUAUGUAUUGAGACAAAAGAAGAGGGAGCUGUUACAGCUGUAGGCCUGGCUAUUAGUGACUCCUUUGAGUCCAUAUACAUUUAAUAUUAAGCAUAAACAAAAAGGAAAUCCUUCCUGCGCAUAGAAAGAGAGAAUGGUUAGAGACUAAAUGCAUUAGGAGGGAAAUCGAUAUAGGAGAAAGUAAGAAUUCAAUAAACUAGAUUUUUACAUUUUCUUAAGAAUUGUAAGAGGCACUUAUAUGUGCAAAAGUUGCCGCCACAAUGCCAGGGCUUUGUUGUGCGUUUGCUAGGGUGUUUCUAGACCUGCUGCUAUAGCACCCUUAAGUCUUUAUGAUAUUACGGAUCAUAGAAAUGGCUUGGGUCACUUCUAUGUAUGUAAGUCUCUAGGAUUUAUUAACACUCUUUAUCACCUUUAUCAACAAAACUGAUUGCUUAGUAAAGUAUACAAGUCCUCAACAAGCCACACUAUUUAAGGAAUCAUUUGUGUUUCUAGAACAAACGAUAUAAGAGAAUUUCCAUUCUGAAGUUUAAUACUCCUAACCCUAAUUAUGAGCAAUAAUAAUAAUAACGGGGUUGCCUCUCCCCCAUCCCCGCUGGAAUCUACGCCCUUGAUAUAGUGUACUGUCUGAAAGCUAGGCUAUACUUAGUUUUCUGUGCCCUGUCCAGACGAGUUUGCUGCAUGCACACUGCAAAUGCUUUGUGAUACUUUUUAGUACUAUCAAUGCCAAGGGCAUGUGCAGACGACAUUUACAGACACGGACUAUCCAGUACGCGUGUACCAUGCUGAAAU
This is a messenger RNA of Xyrauchen texanus (razorback sucker), 5367 nucleotides long. RefSeq names its product bridging integrator 1b (gene bin1b). Gene Ontology annotation, cellular component: plasma membrane; synaptic vesicle; cytoplasm. Gene Ontology annotation, molecular function: tau protein binding; phospholipid binding. The record is from RefSeq and is a predicted model, not a curated record. The transcript is spliced from 19 exons. NCBI's taxonomy places the organism in Eukaryota, Metazoa, Chordata, Actinopteri, Cypriniformes, Catostomidae. The coding region runs from base 327 to 2108 and encodes 593 amino acids.